AUGAGGAGCAAAGCAGAGUUACAAAGCAAGUUCAAGAACUACAUGUCGAAGCCGAUGAGCAAGGCAGAGUUACAAAGUAAGUUGAGGCACUACAUGUCAAAGCCUAAGAGAGCUUUACACAAGGCAAGAGACUUUUACGUGAAGAGAAUGGAGGAAUGCGCUAGUAAGGUCGGUUAUGGUGGAGUUAUCGGCUGCCCUGCUCCACCUCAAGUUUCACGGUUGCCCAGGAGUUUCAGUGUCAACUAUUCAAAACCCAACAAUGAAGAGAAAUUCAUGAAUUACUUAGAAGUAAUGUCGAAGAAAAGGUCAAUGGAGUCAAUUUUGCAGGAAGAGGAGAUGAAAGAUGCGUAUGGUGGGUUGAAGAGAAGUUAUAGUUGCGUUGGCCUGGCGAGAAUUGACGAGGACAAGCCCUGCUACUUCGAGGAAGAUGCGCUGUAUGCUAGAAGCAGAAGUUAUGCUUACAAGAGAUACUACAAUUAUUGA
Durio zibethinus is the source of this 483-nucleotide messenger RNA. The record is from RefSeq and is a predicted model, not a curated record. NCBI's taxonomy places the organism in Eukaryota, Viridiplantae, Streptophyta, Magnoliopsida, Malvales, Malvaceae.